AUGGCUAUAUCUGAAGAAGGACCUAUGUUUUUAAAGGCCAUUGAUGGGUCCAAGGAGUACAAGGACAAACAUUACAUGUUUGACUUAUUAAAGGAUGUAAUCAAGGAGGUAGGGCCACAAAAUGUAGUCCAAGUCAUAACUGAUAAUGCUCUUGUUUGUAAGGCAGCUGGGUACUAUAGUGAUAAUUGGCUUAAUGAGGUUCCAAAUAGGGUUCCUCCUCAUAGAGAUGAUGAACUUUCUAGCCAAAGGAAUAAAUGUCUUAAGAGAUAUUUUCCACAUGUUAAUGUUAGGACAAAAGUUUAUGAAGAAUUCUCUAAAUUCUCAUCUUGUGCGGGUGACUUUGGUUCAUUUGAUUCAAUUGAGGAUAGAUGGGCAUUAGAUCCAAAAACUUGGUGGGUGAUGCAUGGAUCCUCUACACCUAUACUUCAAAAGCUUGCUUUAAAGCUUCUAGUGCAGCCAUGUUCUUCCUCAUGCUAUGAGAGGAAUUGGAGUACAUACUCCUUUAUUCAUUCUUUGAAGAGAAACAAAAUGGAUCCAAAGAGGGUUGAAGAUUUGGUUUUUGUGCACUCUAAUCUUAGGCUUUUGUCUAGAAAAGAGGAAGGGUAUAAAAAAGGAGAGACAAGAUUGUGGGACAUUAAUGGAGAUGCGCAUGAUCCCCUUGAUGAUAGUGCUGGAGUUCUUGAAAUGACAAAUUUAUCUCUUGAUGAGCCAGAUUUAGAAGCUAUGCUUUUCUUAGAUGAUGUCUCACAAUUUGUCAGUGUCACUAUCUCUUUUGUGGCUGAGGAAGACGCCCUUAAUGGAGCCUGUCCUACAGAAGAGAAGAGUGAUUGCUUGGAAGCAGUGACAGGAGAUGAAACCAACAUAGCAUUGGAUCCUUUAUUCAUGUUUGUUUUCCAUUUGGGUGUUAAUGGUGCAGCUAUUGCUCAUGUUAUAAAUCUUAGGUUUUCUUGA
Messenger RNA from Glycine soja, 951 nucleotides. RefSeq lists its product as uncharacterized. The record is from RefSeq and is a predicted model, not a curated record. The transcript is spliced from 4 exons. NCBI's taxonomy places the organism in Eukaryota, Viridiplantae, Streptophyta, Magnoliopsida, Fabales, Fabaceae. Bases 1 to 951 code for a protein of 316 amino acids. Gene Ontology annotation, molecular function: protein dimerization activity.